Chilo suppressalis (striped riceborer) is the source of this 1203-nucleotide messenger RNA. NCBI's taxonomy places the organism in Eukaryota, Metazoa, Arthropoda, Insecta, Lepidoptera, Crambidae. The record is from the annotation of a GenBank genome assembly.
AACAACAUGAGCGUCCUAAUGCACCCACAAGUCAUGAACACUGCUGUGCUCUCAUUUUUCGCUGUGACCCUAAUAUCCGGUUGCCAUGGCAACCAGAAAGAUGAUGCCGACGCGUAUCUGAGCCGCUUCGUCGCCGAUCUAUGGUUGGAAGGUGCUGACAUAGUUAAAAUCAUAUGGAGGGACUGCUCAAAGAAAUUAGUGGACGUGAAGGACGUGAUCGACCACAAGGAGUACUUCCCGAAGUUCGUGCGGUGCAUGAAGCGCAAGACGCUGCGGGCGCUCGACCGGUCGCUGAGCCCCGACUUAGUGCCAAUCGCGGACGGUGUGAACUUGGUGCGCUUCGAGUUGGUCGACCGAUCUGGCAACAUUGUGCCGGAGAAUGAAACCAGCGCUUGGACGGAGAAGGAACUUGAAGAAGGAGAUUGGAGAUCUCUUGCCUUACAGCGGAUGGCGAAGGUACUCCGGACACAUGUUAUCAAAUUCGAUUUCGAAGAUGCAAAGAACAUGGAUAAAGUGGAGUACCGUGGCCGUCGUCGUCACCAGAUGAUGACUAUGAUGAUGUUUGGAAUAGUGUCCAUCGGUAUGGUGUUAGUACCCAUGGGUUUCCAGUUUCUCGCUGUAUUAGGUGGGAAAGCCCUCCUACUUGCGAAAAUGGCGUUAAUAUUGGCGUCUAUACAAGGCCUUAAGAAGAUUGCUUCAAGUCCGGUAAACUAUGGCUUUUACCAUUCCCCCCCUUACGAUUACUAUGAGAAGAGGAGUCGGGACGAUUGGCCACCACCAUCUGUGAUGCCGGCGACACCACCGCCAUCUUUGUCCGCGCAGACUUGGCCGAGCAACCAGGUAGUCAAGAUCGACAGGACAAUAGCGAAUGAGGGAGCGAGAGGGAAGAUCGAGGCGGUAACAUGGAGGCCGGAGUUGCCGAAAGCCAUACAGCAGGAGGCAGAAGCAAGAGUUUACCCAGUAUACGCUGGGCCAGAAGUCACACCUUUCACUUCCAUCGAUGCCCCAACACAACUCGCAGAUUUUACAACAAGACCUGGUGAAGUGCAGGCGGAAUAUGCCCUAGAGCUGCCCUACAAUGGGCUCCGUUUUCAAAGUCCCACUACUGUCGUUUCAGCUUGACAUUUUUGUUCAACUGUUCAGAUCACUGUUUAAUGUAAUCGCUGGCAUAUACUCUUACGUAUCCCAAGUGCUAUAUCCACA